AUGCGGCACAUUGUGUAUUUCUCUGCCCUUGUGGCAACAAUCAUUGCACCUCCUGUUUCUGCUAUACAAGUUGCCAACUUUCCAGUGACAAAAGAUCUAGCCGAAUCAUACGGCUGUGGGGAGGACUGUCAGAAAGUUCUUAAUAAGACCUUGGCCAUUGACAUCUCUACUGUUGGAAGAGACUUUGAUGUCGACUUCUACAGUACGGCUGCCAACUUUACCCAUUCGAAAGCCGGCGACCUGCUGAAACUGACGCCCUUGGAUCCCAAUUCACUGGAUGACAGGGCUGGGACAACGGUAUAUCGCAUGCAAUAUUCUUCCAAGGAUCUGGACGGCUCGACUGUCCCCGCGACAGGAUUCAUCGCCUUUCCAUACACCGCAUCAUUCAAGCAGCGCGGCGGUGACACCCGCCACCAUGAUAAAUACAGGGUCGUCGCCGUCGCCCACGGUACGAUUGGCACCCAAUAUGGCUGCGCGCCGUCCAACGGACCAGGUCUAUUCGACUAUGACACUUGGAAACCAUUACUGGAACGAGGCUACGCUGUGGUUGCCACAGAUUAUGCCGGCCUUGGAAACAACUACACAUCUCACAAAUACCUUAGCUUCAGAGCUCAAGCCAGCGAUCUAUAUUACUCAGUAGUCGCAGCGCGUCAAGCAUUCGGCGGAAGCCUCACCAAAGAUUGGAUGAGCAUUGGCUAUUCCUACGGCGGUGGCGCCGCGUGGAAACUCGCCGAAAGCCAGUACGUCAAGAACGACGAGAACUAUCUGGGAACCGUGGCAGUCGGGCCAGUGAUAUCUCUCGACAUGGUGUUGGAUAAGAAUGCGAAACGAGACAUGCUGAGCCAUUUGCCAUUGGUGGCACCGGCAAUAAAGGCGGCAAUCCCUUCAUACAAGGAAAAUAUGCUGUCCGACAAGAUGCGAAAACGGAUGGAGCUUGCAAACAAGGCCCAGGUAUGUGCUUUGAGUGUCCUUGGACUGUCUCUAGACUUGGCCUUGGAGGAUAUAUACUCCAAAGAAGGGCUCGAGAAGGACAAACCAGUCCUUCUGCAGUGGGUUAAGGAUAAUUCCCCAGCUCAGGGCGAUAAGUCCCCGGCACCGAUUCUUUUAAUUCAAGGCCUGAACGACACCACCGCUCCACUCGAAGUUACUGAGAGAGCUUGGAGGAAUACUUGUGCUAGCGGAAGUGAAGUUCACUUGAGUCUUUAUUCAGGCAUGGAUCAUUCGCCAGCGGCGUCUGCAGGCGGACCCGAGUUUAUGAGUUGGAUUGACGAUCAGUUUUUGAAGGCCAAGGGCGGCAAAUCAAACUGCACUAGAGUCACGAGAGAGCCAUUUGACGCCAAGUAUGUAAAGGCGCCGCCUGAGGUGAGCUGGUGA
Messenger RNA from Pochonia chlamydosporia 170, 1374 nucleotides. RefSeq names its product prolyl aminopeptidase (secreted protein). Gene Ontology annotation, molecular function: triacylglycerol lipase activity. Gene Ontology annotation, biological process: lipid catabolic process. The transcript has a single exon. Bases 1 to 1374 code for a protein of 457 amino acids. The record is from RefSeq and is a predicted model, not a curated record. Lineage: Eukaryota; Fungi; Ascomycota; Sordariomycetes; Hypocreales; Clavicipitaceae.